UUAAAGCUUUCAAACCCCACAAAACCACAAGCAAGUCUGAGAAAAACCCAUUCAAGGACAAGAUUUUCUGUACCAUAAAUUCAAUUUUCUCAUAAUAGUAACAACUGUAAUAAUUACUAUUUCAAUAACUUUGCGAAAAAAUCCCUCUUCAAAAAGAGAACAAUCAUCCAAUCUUUUUGUUUAUCUUCAUAGAGAAGGAGAGAGAAAAGCAAACCCACAAACUGAAAAGAAAGAGCCCUCCUUCAUUUGUUGAUGAUGAACACAUACUCGAUGUGAUAUGAUAUGAUAUGAUAUGAAUUGAAAGCUCGGAAAAGUUUGACAGGAGAGAAAAUAAAUAGUUGUACUAGUACAUGUUUUGAAAAAGACUCAAACUUUCUCUAUCUUCUGAUUUUCUUCUUCUUUUGGUGGCUACCCUUCUUUUUCAUCCAUUUUGACAUUCAUCUUAUUUUCAAGUUUUCAUCUUUCUCUCUCCUCUCUCCCAAAGGUAUAAACUUGUGAAUUUAUAGAUUUCAGAAGAGGAGGAAAGCCAAGACUAGCUAAUUACAUGGAGGUGUAAUUAAUUAAUAAGUGGGCGUAAAUUAAUCAUACAAGUAAAUUUGCAUGGCGUCAAGUCAUAGGCUUGGAGAAACUGGUUUAUCACAAUCAGGUCCUUCAUCAAAUCAUCAUCACAACAUUCCUUUUGCAAUCCCUCAUCAUCAUCUCCAUGCCGCCGCGAUCAAACCUACAACAACUAAUCCUUUCAUGAAUCAAGGAGGAUCCUCAUUUGAUUUUGGAGAGCUAGAACAAGCUAUUGUUCUGCAAGGAGUUAAGAUUGGAAAUCAUGAACAACCUAAACCAGCUUUAUUUACAAAUGGAAGCAGACCUGCAGCAACUCUGGAGAUGUUCCCUUCUUGGCCAAUGAGGUUUCAACAAACCACCAGACAGGGAAGUUGUUCAAAGUCAGGAGGAGAAAGUACAGAUGAUUCAGGAUCAGCAAUUAACACCCUUUCAUCCAGUCAAGCUGAUACUCAUUUAGAACAACCCGAAUCUCCGAUUAGCAAAAACCAACAACAACAACAGCAACAACAAGGUGGCAGUUUUCAGCAACCAGGAAUGGCAAGUGAUAGCUCCAGAACUGGAAUAUCCCAAAAUCAAUCUGCUCAAAAACAACCUCAAGAAAAGAGACAUGGUGGAACCAAAUCAGAUAAACCACUUGAUGCUAAGACACUUAGGCGUUUGGCACAGAAUAGAGAAGCAGCUAGAAAAAGUCGACUAAGGAAGAAGGCUUAUGUACAGCAGCUAGAAUCAAGUAGGAUCAAGCUAGCACAGCUAGAGCAAGAUCUUCAAAGAGCUAGAGCACAGGGUUUUUUCAUGGGUGGAGGUGGUGGUGCACCUUCAAAUAUUAGCUCAGUUGAUGGUGUUGCAGGAGCUGCUAUAUUUGAUAUGGAGUAUGCAAGAUGGCUGGAAGAUGAUCAUAGGCACACGUCAGAACUUCGAGCUGCUCUACGAGCUCACUUAUCAGAUGGAGACCUCAGGAUUAUAGUAGAUGGUUAUAUCAACCAUUAUGAUGAAAUCUUUCGCCUCAAGGGGGUGGCAGCCAAAUCCGAUAUCUUUCACCUCAUCACCGGAAUGUGGACUACUCCUGCAGAGCGUUGUUUCCUUUGGAUGGGUGGAUUUAGGCCAUCAGAACUCAUCAAGAUGUUAACAGCGCAAUUAGACCCAUUAACGGAGCAGCAGCUGAUGGGAAUAUACAGUCUACAACACUCCUUGCAACAGGCAGAAGAGGCUCUCACCCAAGGUCUAGAUCAACUUCAGCAAUCUUUAGUUGACACCAUCGCGACUAGUACUGUUACUGAUGGUAUGCAUCAAAUGGCUAUUGCUUUGGGCAAACUUUCUAAUCUUGAAGGUUUUAUUCGCCAGGCUGAUAACUUGAGACAACAAACCCUUCAUCAACUACACAGAAUAUUGACAAUUCGACAAGCUGCUAGAUGUUUUCUGGUUAUCGGAGAAUACUAUGGCCGGUUGCGUGCUCUAAGUUCCCUCUGGGCUUCACGUCCUAGAGUACACAUGAUGAACAACGAUAAUUCAUGUCAAACAGCCCCAGAUAUGCAGAUGGUGCAACCUCAUCAACAUAACCACUUCUCGCCGUUUUAGAUUGAAGUACAUUCAUGGUGGCUAUCAAAAAUACUUCCUCCAGCAUUCCAGCUUCAUUUAGGAAUAGAUUUUUAUUUUCUUUUAAUUAUUAAAUUCUAAGUAUAUCAUUAGGUUAUCUUUCACUUGUAAAUCAAAAGGAAGCUUCUCCCUCGCCGCCCCUUCCCCUUCCAAAGAGAAAAACAAAGCAACAAUGUAAAUGUCUAGGUGCGAUUUAUAAAUCAUAUUAUAUGAAAUAUAAUUCGCGCUUUAUCUUCUUCUUCGGCUUUUCCUUUUGUA
This is a messenger RNA of Chenopodium quinoa (quinoa), 2409 nucleotides long. Its product is annotated as transcription factor TGA9-like. The record is from RefSeq and is a predicted model, not a curated record. The transcript is spliced from 13 exons. NCBI's taxonomy places the organism in Eukaryota, Viridiplantae, Streptophyta, Magnoliopsida, Caryophyllales, Amaranthaceae. Gene Ontology annotation, biological process: DNA-templated transcription; regulation of DNA-templated transcription. Gene Ontology annotation, molecular function: sequence-specific DNA binding; DNA-binding transcription factor activity. The coding region runs from base 601 to 2133 and encodes 510 amino acids.